GGAAAAAAAAAUUAUUCAAGCGCCGCCGAGAAAUCUUUCCUAGCCGGGGUUUGAGCACCGGGGUGGGGAAGAGAAACGACACGAGCGGUCCAUCUGGAUGGAGGCGGUGGUGCGGAAGGUGCAGCAGCGGGUGAGGAAGGUGCGGGAGGAGAUGGAGCGGUGGGACGACCUCAACGCCCGCCUCCUCACCCAGUUCUCCAACGCCGCCAUCAUCAUCGGCCGCCUUCCGGUGCUUGGAGAUGCUAAAAAUUAUGGUGUCCUGCGGUGCGUGCCCAAGAUUAGGGAGGAUCUCCUGGGGAAGCAGAUGGAGAGCCUGGAGCUCAUCUUUGUUUCGAUGAGGGCGACACUGGAGGAGUUCAGUGGCCUUGCCAAAGGUUUCAGCAAGGCGCUGCUUAAUACUAAGCAGAUGGUUAGGGGUGGAUCGGCGCUCACAGCAAAACAGUUGCAGUUACAAGUGGGAAUCUUGCCAACUAUUGCGGACUGCUUGGAUGGACUACAAAAGCUGGCUGACAUGCACCAGGCUGAGUAUGCUGUAAAAUCAUCGAUCAUCUCUUUGUUGACAUGGAAGAGCAGUUCAAGUGACCUUGCUGCAAUGCGUCAACUCAUUGUAGACCAACCAAACAUACCAAAAGAUGAAGUGCAAUCUAUUUUCGACAUUAUAUUUGCAGAUGAAAUUUGUUAAAUGCAGUCAUGUUGAAGCCACUUUUUUUUGUUCUACCUGCCUAUUGAGGCAAAGCAUGAAGGCCGCCACACUUUCAGGUUUAAUGAGCCCAAUUGCUGUAGCACCAUGAGGAAGCUGGAAUUUAUUUACAGAACCAUCUUAGCUUGUAAAACCUGCAAGUAGGCCCAGAGUGGGUUUCA
Molecule: messenger RNA, 861 nt
Organism: Lolium rigidum
Lineage: Eukaryota; Viridiplantae; Streptophyta; Magnoliopsida; Poales; Poaceae
Exons: 6
Coding region: 98-682 (194 amino acids)
Source: RefSeq, a predicted model, not a curated record